AUGGACAAUGAAACUAACACAGUACAGAAAUUGGCUAUCACAGAAAAGGAUGAAGUUGAUGGAAGUGUAGUAUCAAGAAUACGAAGACAGAGGGGAGUCAAAGUUACAGGCAAAUAUAUUCCUCCAUUAAAAUGGGAGAAAAUUACAUCACAUUUUGCAAGCUCCAUGAACCAUUCUAAUUUUGAAAAGAUAUAUGAUAAUAUGGAAAACGUCCUAGCUACUUCUUAUGAAACAUCUCAUAAUAUGUCUACUAAACCUCUUCACAAGGAUGAAGGACAAGAUUAUAGUGACACAAAUAUUAGAAGGGAGGACUCAUCUAAAAUGAAACAGGAGAAACAAAGUGUGGAUACCAUGCUAGUGGAAUCGCAGCAAACCAGUAGUUCCAAAAAUACUGAAGAUACUUCUCAAGAAAAAGUAAAAUAUAAAACAAGCGACAAACAUGUUUUAGCUUUUGGAUCAGCAAUGCCAAAAGAGACCCUGGAAGAACUAAAAAACCUACUCAAGGAGAGCCCAUUAAUUACCAGCAACAACAAAUUUAGUCCCAAACACAGUACAUACAUAGCCCAUAUACAUCUACCAAAAUCUGGUGAGAAUGCAGUUGUAAAACCAGGUUUAACUUUUGAAACAUUCGGGCCAAAUGUGGAAAAGCAUAUUCCAAGACUACACUUGAUAAAAAAUUGUGAAGCAAUCCAACCCAUGGAAACUACAAAUCAUAAAAUUUCAACGGGAUUCCAACAGUCCCAGGAAGAGAAAGAAACUGCACAGCCAAUUCAUUUAACCAAGUCAUUAUCACAAGAUAAAUCAAGUACAGCAACUGGAAUCCCUUUUGACAUUGGCCCAGGUGAUUUUACUGAUUUUAGACGUUUCACCAACAAAAACAUUUAUUCGUGCGGCAGUGCGGCAAUUCAAACUUCUCUUGACUUUGCAUCUCGUGUCGAGCAUAUUCAACAGCAGAUGGCUAGAGAAGACAUUCACUUUGUAAGAUUUGAAGCUGCUGACCUUCAUGGAGUAUCAAGGUCAAAGACAAUUCCUGCACGAUUUUUCCAUGAAAAGGCAAUAAGUGGUGUUUAUAUGCCCAGAAGUUACCUUGAAUUAACCAGAAAUCCAAAGGAUAAUGAAGUAGACCACAUAAAUGUAGCACAUUUUAAUAGUGAUAUUAUUCUGAAACCAGAUAUUAAAACAUUCAGGAUCCUACCCUGGGCAUAUAAAACAGGAAGAGUUAUUUGUGAUUCAUAUACUGAUUUGGGGGAUCCUCUUUUAACCUCUCCAAGAUAUGUAUACAAGCAACUGCUUAAUCAACUCCAAGAAAGUGGUUUUUCACUAUGUGCUGCUUUUACCUACGAAUUUUGCAUUUUUGGUGUUGCUGAGAUUAUAAAUUCUAAGACCAUAGCUUUCCCUGCUGCAACUUUAAUGACAGACCAUGACCAAUUAUUCAUGCAAGAGCUGUUUGAUGGAAUGUAUUAUACAGGUGGGAGUAUUGAAAGCUUUUCAUCUUCCCACAGGCCUGGGCAAGUGGAGGUGUCCUUUCAGCCUGAAUAUGGACUAACAUGUGCUGAUAAUACAUUCACUUUUAGGACUGGAAUAAAGGAGGUAGCCAAGAAACAUAGCUAUAUAGCAAGUUUUUAUACAGGCAAUGAAGGGUUCUGGAAUUCUGGUCUUUUAUCACAUAGCUUGUGGGAUUUAAAUGGAGCUAAGAAUUUAUUUUACAAUGAAUCUCAAGUUCAACAACUCACAGAUAUUGGGAAAAAAUGGUUAUCAGGCCUUCUUCACCACUCCGCAGCACUAAGUUGCUUAGUAGCGCCUGGAAUUUCCUGUCGUAAACGUUUCUUAAAGGAUGCUAAAGAUUCACAAGAAAGCAUCUGUGCCACUUGGGCAUAUAACGAUAACAGCUCUGCAUAUAACAUCAAAUGCCAUGGUCAUAAUGGCACUUACAUUGAAAACAAGUUGGCAUCAGCCACAGCAAAUCCUUAUUUAGUACUUGCAGCCACUGUUGCUGCAGGUUUGGAUGGAAUUAGGAGAGAUCUUGACUUUUCAGACGGUAGAAACAGCAACUCUACUCUCCACCACUUCAAACCUUCCUCAGUACCACUAAAAAUGGAAGAUGCUCUUUUGGCACUUGAAGAAGAUAAAUACAUGAGAGAAGCACUAGGAGAGGCAUUUAUACAAUAUUUUAUUGCAAUGAAACGUUAUGAGCUAGAAACAGAGGAAGUAGACUCAGAGAGAAAUACUUUUUUAGAAUAUUUUAUUUAG
This is a messenger RNA of Spea bombifrons (plains spadefoot toad), 2250 nucleotides long. RefSeq names its product lengsin, lens protein with glutamine synthetase domain (gene LGSN). The coding region runs from base 1 to 2250 and encodes 749 amino acids. Lineage: Eukaryota; Metazoa; Chordata; Amphibia; Anura; Pelobatidae. The record is from RefSeq and is a predicted model, not a curated record. Gene Ontology annotation, molecular function: glutamine synthetase activity. Gene Ontology annotation, cellular component: membrane; cytoplasm. The transcript is spliced from 4 exons.